CCCCUUCCUGCCCAAUGAGAGCGGAGCGCGGCCGACACCUGGCUAUAAAUCCAGGAAGGAGACCGAAGUCCUGAUCAGAAAUCUGCACGAAGGUCCCAGCAGCGCGUCUCAGCAGGCUCCAGAGAGAGACAGAGAGGGACAGAGACAGGGACAGAGAUUGAUAGACAGAGAGACGGACAGACGGACGUGAUGACUUCCAGUAAGAUCGAGAUCCCCGCAGAGGUGAAGAGCGACCCCGCUGCUCUCAUGGCCUCCCUCCAGCUGAUGCCCUCACCGGUGCCCAACCCGGAGAUCAAGUACACCAAGAUUUUUAUCAACAACGAGUGGCAGGACUCUGUUAGUGGGAAGGUCUUUCCUCUCUGCAACCCAGCUACUGGAGAGCAGAUCUGUGAGGUCCAGGAAGCAGAUAAGGCGGAUGUGGAUAAAGCGGUGCAGGCGGCGCGCCAGGCUUUUUCUUUGGGCUCCGUAUGGCGAAGGAUGGACGCAUCUGAGAGAGGUCGUCUACUAGCCAAACUGGCCGACCUGGUGGAGAGAGACAGUGUUUAUCUGGCAACCAUUGAGUCACUGAACAGUGGGAAGCCUUUCCUGCCCACCCUGUUUGUGGACCUCCAAGGAACCAUAAAGACACUGAGAUACUUCGCUGGAUAUGCAGACAAGAUCCAUGGCACUACCAUUCCUAUGGAUGGAGAAUUUCUGACAUUUACCAGAUAUGAGCCCAUUGGAGUUUGUGGACAAAUUAUUCCCUGGAACUUCCCUCUGAUGAUGACAGCAUGGAAGCUGGGCCCGGCGAUCGCAUGUGGAAACACUGUUAUCCUGAAACCUGCUGAGCAGACGCCGCUCACCUGCCUCUACAUCGCCGCUCUCGUCAAAGAGGCCGGGUUUCCACCGGGAGUCAUCAAUAUUUUGCCAGGAUUCGGGCCAACGGCAGGAGCUGCAAUUGCUUCGCACAUGGGCAUAGACAAAGUGGCCUUCACAGGAUCGACUCAGGUCGGCAAGCUGAUCCAAGAAGCAGCUGGGAAGAGUAACCUGAAGAGAGUGACGCUGGAGCUGGGAGGAAAGAAUCCCAACAUCAUAUUUGCAGAUGCAGACAUGGAUUUGGCUGUGGAACAGGCCCACCAGGGCGUGUUUUUCAACGCAGGCCAGUGCUGCACGGCCGGCUCUCGUAUCUUCGUGGAGGAGCCCAUAUAUGAGGAGUUUGUUCGCAGAAGUGUGGAGAGAGCCAAGAGGAGGAUAGUCGGCAGCCCCUUCGAUCCAACUACUGAGCAGGGUCCACAGAUCAGUCGGGAGCAGCAGAAACGCGUGUUGGAGUUUAUCCUGAGCGGCAUCAGUGAAGGAGCCAAGCUGGAGUGUGGUGGCAAAGCACUGGGUGUGAACGGGUUCUUCAUUGAGCCCACGGUCUUCUCCGAUGUGAAGGAUGACAUGCUCAUCGCCAAAGAGGAGAUUUUUGGACCAGUACAGCAGAUCAUGAAGUUCAAAACUAUCGACGAAGUGAUAGAGAGAGCCAACAACUCAGAUUAUGGUUUGGUUGCGGCUGUUUUCACCAAUGACAUCAACAAAGCCAUGACCAUAUCCACAGCCAUGCAGGCCGGCACUGUCUGGAUAAACUGCUUCAACGCCCUGAGCACACAGUGUCCAUUUGGAGGAUAUAAAAUGUCUGGCAAUGGACGUGAAUUGGGAGAGUGCGGCUUGAAGGAGUACUCAGAAGUGAAGACCAUCACGAUGAAGAUGGUCGCCAAGAACUCUUAAGGAAGCGUCUUCCUCAUCACUGAGCUGCCUCCCGUUGUUGGUCCAUCCACAGCGGCAAACCCCAUUAACCAUCAGGCCAAGUUAUCUCCGUGGUAACUACAGGCUGUGACCACUUGCUGCCCUCUCAGUCCCUCCAUCAGCUCCGCCACUGCUCACCACAGGCAGUCAUCCAGUCCCCGUCCAGCUCUGUCCACCCGCCUUGAAUCUGUGGACUGUCUCUAGUCUUACUGACAACCACUGAACUACCCCCAUACUGUUUACCUCCUCCACUAACUCCACUAAAGCACUCUCAGAGACGAUGGGGGAGGCUGUUCUGACUGCAAACCCCAAUAACAACCAGCCGCCACACCCCGAUCCUCACUCCCCAGAUGCUGGAUGCUCAGAGACUCAGUCGCCGCACGUGCAAACAACCCUUUGCUAGCAACAUGUCAUGUGUGGGGAGGCAGUUAUUUUUGUACUGUGCGGUAUGAUCCUCAAAAACCUCAUGUGUCAUUGUCUUGGUAGAAUUUAUGCAAGCAUGUCAGCUCAUUCAAGACCACUGAUGUUGUCAGCCUCAGAUAUGAGUGGAUGAAAUGUUAAUUCAGAAUUUUAAUUGAUUUCUAAUUGUCUUUGUUUAUAUUUUAGCUCAUAUGACUUAACACUGUAUGUCAAACCUUUGGAAUGAUGUAAACGUGGAAGAUUUUAACCUCUUAAGCAUUUUACUCUCACCUGCUUAAAGAGGAGUAUAUGUAUUUUAAACAUUUAUGUAACUGAUUUUCAUUGAUGUCAAUCUAUGUUUAUGUUUAUACAAUCUUAUCCUAUAAAAUUAUAAAAUGACCAUUGUUUUCCUGGAAAACCUUUUUUCUCUCUGAGUGAUCCCUAUAUAAUGAAGUCACACAACCAGUGGUAUUGAGGCUACGGUCUAAAUACCCACAUUUCAUGUUGAUUAAAAUGGAAACAACAACAACA
Limanda limanda (common dab) is the source of this 2694-nucleotide messenger RNA. RefSeq names its product aldehyde dehydrogenase 1 family, member A2 (gene aldh1a2). Gene Ontology annotation, molecular function: aldehyde dehydrogenase (NAD+) activity. The transcript has 13 exons. The record is from RefSeq and is a predicted model, not a curated record. NCBI's taxonomy places the organism in Eukaryota, Metazoa, Chordata, Actinopteri, Pleuronectiformes, Pleuronectidae. Bases 190 to 1746 code for a protein of 518 amino acids.